GCGGAAGUUAAGCGGAAGUGACGCACGAGUACUCAGCUUGAACCAUGCUUGAAUGGAGGUGACCUUAGUUACAAUAAAAGUGUAAAGUAAAGGAACUUGAAGGGGACACCGCGGGUAUAUCACGUCCGUCCGGGCUGAUUUAAAUGCUAAACUUGAAUCUUAAAUAUCAGUGAAGACUUGUCGGAGUGAGCAGGACGGACAGAGAUGGCGGAGGCACAUCAGGCACGCGUGCACACUGUGGUGGAAGAAAUGGUCCAAAGCCUGGAGAGGGAUCACAUCCGUGUGAUGCAGGGUCGCAUGUUCAGGUGCAGCGCAGAGUGCUGUGAACGCUCCACAGACUCCAUGACUGUGGUGCAUCAGUGCAUCGAGAGGUGUCACACCCCUCUGGCCAAAGCUCAGGGACUGGUUACCUCAGAGCUGGAGAAGUUUCAGGACCGUCUGACCAGAUGCACGAUGCACUGCAACGACAAGGCAAAGGAUCUUUUUGACUCCGGCGCCAAGGAGCCAGCUGUUCGAUCACUGAUGGACCGCUGCGUGGGCAGCUGUGUGGACGACCACGUGAACCUGAUCCCCAGCAUGACCCGACGACUCAAAGAGAAUUUGGACUCUAUACAGCAGUGAGAAGCUAUAGUCUGUCACGGAGACUCAGCCUGAGGUCAUUACACGCACAUACAGCAGCACAUGGUCAGUUAACCCAACCAGUUUGACCAGUAACACCUGAAGAAUAGAGGGGUGGAACACCAUGAAAAGGUGGAGAGAGUGGAGUUUUAAAAUGGAUGAGUCUUGACAAGUUUUAGAGGCUGUGACACUGAAUGUUGGUGUUUAAAACUGCCCAGUGUGAGAUUGUUCUGUGUAAUCUACAAACAAUUACCUCUCUGGAGAGUUUCAUUAGCUCUUGGUUUAUCAGCAACAACAAAAAUAAAUCCAGUGAUGCAUCUGAUGUGCGUGAACAAGGUAACAGCUCAAACAUGCUGUGAAGAGAAGUGUGCAUGUCUGAGUAUCACAUUUUAAAAUACAAAGUACACCAUGCAAUUGAAAUGUGAAUCUAUCUAAGGUCUGAAUGUCCUUUUUCUCUCUUGUAUGAGCCCUCUCGUCCCUCAUUCUUCUUUUUUUUGUCAUUUUAUUAUUGUUGAGUUGUUGUGUGACUGUCUGACUCUUCAUGGUGAGAUAUGUUUAUUAUAUAUCUGAAUUAAAAGUACUGUAGAUGUA
Molecule: messenger RNA, 1209 nt
Organism: Epinephelus lanceolatus (giant grouper)
Lineage: Eukaryota; Metazoa; Chordata; Actinopteri; Perciformes; Serranidae
Gene: timcc
Product: family with sequence similarity 136 member A
Cellular component (GO): cytoplasm
Source: RefSeq, a predicted model, not a curated record